Lodderomyces jiufengensis is the source of this 1578-nucleotide messenger RNA. RefSeq lists its product as uncharacterized. The record is from RefSeq and is a predicted model, not a curated record. Bases 1 to 1578 code for a protein of 525 amino acids. The transcript has a single exon. Lineage: Eukaryota; Fungi; Ascomycota; Pichiomycetes; Serinales; Debaryomycetaceae.
AUGACUUCCGUUUCACUGAACAGUCAACAAAAAUCAAAUUUUAAUAAUACAACGAAUGAAGAUGAAAAUGAUGAUCCUUACUUUAGAGGAAGAACAUCCAAUGCAACUAGAGAAACAUCUAGAAGCCAUAGAUCACAUAGUCCACCAAUUGAGGACUUACCAUUAAUUGAUCAAGAAUUAACUGAUAGUGAAGAUGAAGAUGAAUUUAUAAGAAAAUAUGGUGAUAUACAAUUUCAAUAUAUUAAACCACCAAGAGACAAUGUUUGGUUUAUUAAACCUCAUGCAUUAAAUUAUUUUAAAGAUGGCAUUUUAUUUAGAACCAAAGGUGAAAGAGGAAGCACAAGAACUGAAUUGUUCUUGGAUUUAUUAUAUGUUGGAUUAAUAGCAAAUUUAGCAGGUGAAGCAAGUGAAGAAGCUACAGGUUUAUCAUUAUUAAAAUAUUUCUUAUUUUUUAUGCCAAUUUGGACAGUUUGGGCUGAUAUCAAAGAUUUUACAAAUUAUUAUUAUAAUGAAGAUUUAUCACAAAAGAUAUAUAUUUUCUGGAUACUCUGUUUAUUAACAUUGUAUAUAAACAGUCAUUAUGAUAUUACUGAAAGUUAUAGUAAAGCUGCUCUUGUCAUUGUUCCAUAUAUGUUAUGUCGUUUAUCAUUGGCAGCUUCAUUAUUUGUUUAUUCAUUUUGGAUACCUGAACAUAGACCUCAACAAAGAUUAUAUGCAGCUACGUUACUUGUCACAUCAUUAUGUUGGAUAUCCGUUAUAUUUGUAUCAGUUAGAGUCAAAAUAGCAUUAUCAAUUGUGUUUUUCUUUUUAGAACAAGUGUCAUUUGUAUUUUGUUAUCAUCCAUUCAUUAAAAGACUAAUGGGUUUAACAAUGUCUACUGCUUUAAAUAUUGAACAUGAAGUUGAAAGAUUUUCUGUAUUUGUUACUAUUGCAAUUGGUGAGUAUUUGUACAAGGUUGUUGCAACAGGACCAUUAGGUGUUGGGUUUAGCGGAAGAUAUGCUAGAGGAGUAUUUCUUUUAGCUGAUGCUUAUAUUUUGUUUUGGUUAUAUCAAUAUAGAGGAACCUCACAAAGAGCUGUACAUCCGUUAAGAAAUAGUGGAACAACUGCAAUUACAUGGGUAUAUGCACAUUUACCAUUAAUUGCAGCAUUAGUCUUAUCAGCUGAUGCUGGUGGUGAAUUAUGUGCAAUUGAAAAAACAAGCACCAAAAAACAUCAUGAGGAAGAACACCACGAAAGAAGAAGUGAAGCUUCAUCAGAAGAAGAGUUAAACAUGUAUGGUUUAUCAUUUUAUUAUACAGGAGGUAUUGCAGUAUCCUUAAUAUGCAUGUUUGUGCUAGGAUUAAUUGAAAAAAGUACAGAUCCGCCAGGUUUAUUCAUUUUACCUAAAAAUGUACGUAUAAUGUGGAGAGUUCCCAUUGGUAUUACAAUUGUAAUGAUUAGUUUUGCUGAAAUGAAUACAACUUUAUUGAUGGGGAUUGUUACAUUAUUACUAGCGGUUUUGUUGGUAUUUGAGAGUGUUGUUGGUACACCUAAAAGUUGUUUAUUCAAACGUCAUACACAUGUUACUUCUGUCUAA